Molecule: messenger RNA, 956 nt
Organism: Rattus rattus (black rat)
Lineage: Eukaryota; Metazoa; Chordata; Mammalia; Rodentia; Muridae
Gene: Pgbdf
Product: chromosome 9 C17orf50 homolog
Exons: 3
Coding region: 1-675 (224 amino acids)
Source: RefSeq, a predicted model, not a curated record
AUGGAACUUGAUGGAAGCGAAGUGACUUGCUUGGAAUCCUUAGCAAGGAAGCUCAAGAGGGUGGGAACUCGGCCACAGUCCGGGAGUCUGGGACUCCGAUGCCCUUUAGCAGGCGUGAAGACCCCUUUGUGGAGGAAGGAGGUGGAGGAUCCUGAGGCCAGGGAGGAGGAACUGGAGGACGAUUCUUCGUCGUCGUCCUCGUCGUCGUCGGUGGAGGAGAAGUCGGACCCUGAGAGCGCGAUAACUGGAGAGCCGGAGGAGGACACCCGAGACGCGGAUGAGCGCGAGGCCCGCUCCGUGUCCUACAGUCCGCUGCGCCAGGAGUCCAGCAGCCAGCAGGUGGCGCUGCUGCGACGCUCGGACAGCAGCUUCUGGGGCUGGCUCAGCCCGUUCGCUCUGCUAGGUAGCCUGGCGGCCCCCGCGGACAGGAAGCGGGGUGCCCCGGAGGAACCGUGCGUGUUGGAGACGCGGCGGCGGCCACCGCGCCACGGAGGCUGUGCGCGCUGUGAGAUCCUUUUCUGCAAGAAAUGCAAGACCCUGCACAGCCACCCGGCCUACGUGGAGCACUGUAUUUUUGAGCACCCUGAUCUGGGUAUGGCGGAGGCCGCCGGCAGCUCUGAGCUCAUAUACUCCCAGCCUCUGCGCCCGCAAUGCUCCAAACUCUUCUAUCUCUAAUGAGUUCCACAGAACUGUCCCUUCAAGCGCCUCCUUCUGGUGAGAAGACCCACUGUCGGUUCACUGUUCCACCUGCUGUCUUGUGGAACUGUAGCGGAAACUAGGCACUCAGUCUCCCCAGACAGUACCCAGCACCCACGGCUUUCCUGACCCUCACGUCUUCAACACAGCCUUACCUGUGUCAUUUUUAGGUUCUCUGGUCUCUCUCCAGGCAUGGCCUGGAGAAAAAUAGUCUUGGGGUUCCCUCAGCCCUCUUAAUAAAUUGCCUCUUUCCCUCUUAA